Molecule: messenger RNA, 5401 nt
Organism: Purpureocillium takamizusanense
Lineage: Eukaryota; Fungi; Ascomycota; Sordariomycetes; Hypocreales; Ophiocordycipitaceae
Exons: 4
Coding region: 748-4875 (1375 amino acids)
Biological process (GO): phosphorelay signal transduction system; phosphorylation
Molecular function (GO): protein binding; phosphorelay sensor kinase activity
Source: RefSeq, a predicted model, not a curated record
GGGCACUGGAGCCAGAAGCAACCUCCCCAGACCAAGUUAUCAGGCACAGUAGCCCGUUUGUCUUGUCUUGCCCCUCGCUGAGGCACCGCCUCAGCUGACGCAGGACAUCCAAGGUUCGCCAGUGCAUCCGAAUCCGUCCAUCCACCCAUCCCGUUCUGCCGGUGGCACAUGCCCAUGCCUGCUGCCAGGGCACUAAACCCAAAGGCUUACAAGCUUGCUGCUUCAAACCCGACUGAUCUCGCGCGGUUCACUUUCUGCUCCUCUGCCAUCCCGCACAAAUCCCAUUCCUCGCUCGUCCGCCUAGCCUCCGGUCAUAGCCCGAUUCUCCCUGGGAUAGGCACUCGACCUGGUAGCCUGGGAUCCAACCCACAGUCUUGGCUCGGUCUCGACCGCCAACUGCGUUGUUCGCUCCCCGGUGGGGGUUACCUAUGCUCCUGAACCAUCUAUCGCAUCGGCGUUGCGCUUGUCGCGCGUAGCCAGUAUCGGAGCCGGCAUCAGGAUGCUCUGCUCCGUCAAUACCAUCCUCUGAAUUUUCUGCCAAAGCGACUCUGAUCGCUGGACGAAAUAGACCAUCUGACGCCGUCAAGUACGACCGAGGCUCGCCUCGCCCGCCGUAUACACCACGCUCCGGGCGCAACUCCAGCGUCCGCAAAACGUCGUCGGGCUCUCGCUCUGUGCCGCGGGCGGUCUCGUUGAGGCCUCCCGCCAUCCUCCCGCGACUUUCAUGCGACGUGGGCAAGGUCCGACAUGACCUCAUCUGAGAAGCCCCCCGAAAGCAGUCAGACUCGAGCUAUUAGGCACGGUCUUGCAGGUCACGAUGACUCUUCUCGACCAACCGGCGUGGUCGACAAGACGACAGCGGCUACCGCGACUGACGCUGCCCAUCCCCGCGCAGACUCGAGGUUGAUGAGAACAGUCACGGGCGACCCUGCUGCGAACAAUCCGAACAAUCAAGAGGCCGGUCACCGCGCGGUCGGCGGUAACCGUUUCCUCCGCGACCCCCUCGGGCUUUCCACGUCUGGUGCGACUCGUUCGCCGUCGCAAAGCCCCUUCCGACUCGCCAUGCCGUCCAUAUCACCAGGCCAGCUCGCCUUUUCGGCGAUGCAGUACCUUCCUGUACCGACGCUUGUCCUCAACAAUUUGAAAACGGUCGUCCUGGCAAAUGAGGCGAUGGGCAGGAUGAUAGGCAUCAUCAAUGACGAGACCGAUCAAGACGAUGCGACCGCUACAAUUGAAAAGCUGCGGGGGCAGACGCUAUCCCAAGUCGGCAUCGACAUGCUACAGGAUGGGCGGCCCGUGUGGAUCACUUGGGAAGCCUUCCUCGACUCGCUAGUCGGGGACGUGGGCGUCCGGCCGCCAGCGACAGAUGGCACGACGCGCGAUUCUCGUGGCGAUGCGACACCCACGGUCGGAUCGCUAGGUCACUCGACCGGGCGGACAAAGCAAGACGCCGUCGUCGAGGUGGUUGUCAGCCGCAAGGACCUGACGAAAACCACUUUUGACACGCGGUAUAAGUCCAAGGAAUCCGAGUAUCAGGCAUUUGCCAAGAUGAUUGUCACGAUAUGGGAAGUGGAAGAGCGACAAACGUACUUCACUCUGACCUUCACCAACACGCAGUCCACGCCCUCAACCCCCAGCAACCUGCGCAAGUCCAUCGCACGGCCCAGCUUGCUAGAGGCUGCCGAUCGCAAGUCCAUUGCGUACUCGAACCCGUCGUCGGUUGCCUCGAGCCGAGACUCUAGCUCCCCAUCGUUUCACAGCCCCGGCAUCGUCACCAUGUCCUCGAGCCCGUUUCCGCCUAUGGGGCCUCCAUCCGUUGCGGCGCACGCGAGCACACCGUCUCUCCUGCAAAAAAUCAUAUUGAUGAAGGAUGCUCUACUAGAUAAUACUCAGAUGCCGAUUCUGGCGAUGUGGAAGGACGGCAGUGUGACCUUCCCUAAUAAGGCUGCGAGGAUGUUGCUUCCGAAAGACGCCGACCUAGAUGUGGCAAAUGAUGGGUUUGAACUCAUCAAAUUGUGGCAAUUGUGGACUGACGACUUCAGCCGCCAGCUGGACGUUGCUGAAUACCCCAUGUCUAUCCUCGUCAGAACGGAGUCGCCAUUCCUCAGCAUUCGCGUUGGCAUGUUCGACAGAGAAGGUCAUCGGAUCAUCUUUGAUGUCUUGGGCGAGGCGAUCCGCGACGAUACCACGGGCGAGUUUCUUGCUGGUGUUGUGACAGGGCGAGACGUCACCGUGAUGACGGAGGAAAUCGAGCAGAUCAAGGAGCGCGACGACGAACGAUUCAAGCUCAUUUGCGACACCAUGCCGCAACUUGUGUGGACUGCGACCCCGGACGGUUUGCAUGACUUCUUCAACACACGAUGGUACAUGUAUACAGGGCUGAAACCGGAGGAGUGCUUGGGAGUCAUGUGGCAAAAUCCUUUCCACCCGGACGAUACUCCAGAGGCACUCACUCGGUGGAACUAUUCACUCAGAACGGGCGAGCCGUAUCAGGUAGAAUACCGAUGUCGAAGCAAAACGGGCGAGUGGAGAUGGUUCUUGGGCCGUGCCCUCGCCGUCCGAAGUAAAGAGACGGGAGAGGUCGAAAAGUGGUUCGGAACGUGUACCGACAUUCAUGAAAGCAUGGAGACAAAGUUCACAGCGAAACGCACUCGACAGCAACUGCUCAGCGUCAUUGCUCACUCGCACGUCACCAUCUUCACUGUCGAUCCGAACCGGAACGUGACCAUGCUCGAGGGCGCGUUGAUAUGGAAUAAUACCUACGAGGAGAACCACGACGGAACUAGAUGGUUCAUCGGCAAGAACAUGUAUACUGUGUUCAACCGCUUGACGCAACAGUUGCCCGAAGGGGAGCGACCAGAGUUCUUGCGGCCCAUCGAGGACAUACUCGAUGGCAAAUCGAAGGAGGACGUAAAGGAACAUGCGAUCGACGAUCGGUUUUAUCGGACUCGGUUUCUGCCCAUGUAUGGCAAGCAGGCGCACGAUGGCAAGCCCACUAAUGAAAGUUGCAUCGAAGGCGUUAUCGGUGUCAUUUUCGACGUCACGGAACUGAAGGAGAGGGAAGAAGCGAUUCGAGAACAAUCCCGGGAGAAGCGCCGCGCCAUGGCUAGUGAGGCCGCCGCCAAGGAGGCAAAUCGGUUGAAGAGCCAGUUCUUGGCAAACAUGUCGCACGAGAUUCGUACGCCAAUCACCGGUGUAUUGGGAAUGGCAGAGCUUUUGGGCGACAUGGAAUUGGACGAGGAACAGCGCGAUUACGUUGACAACAUUCAGAGCUCGGCGACGUCGCUGCUGACUGUCAUCAACGAUAUCCUCGACUUCUCCAAGGUCGAGUCGGGACGCCUUGACGUCGAAGAGGUCCAGUUCUCGCUCUCACUCAUCGUCAAAGAGGUCGGCAAGAUGUUGCAAUUCGCCGUGGAGCGAAAGAACCUCAAGUUUGAGUCCGAUAUUGACGGCGAUAUCGAAAAGGACAUGGUCGUAAUUGGCGAUCCCGGACGCGUGCGACAGAUCAUUACAAACCUAUUGACAAACAGCAUCAAGUUCACAAAUCAAGGCUAUGUUCGCUUCUCGGUGGCAAAGGAGAAAGAGACGGACGACGCAAUUGACAUCAAGUUCGUCGUUGAGGACACCGGUAUAGGAAUUCAAGAAGACGUGCGCAAGAAGCUGUUUCAGCCAUUCAGCCAAGGCGAUGCAUCUACCGCGAGGCGAUUCGGCGGAACGGGCUUGGGCCUCACCAUCUGCAAGAACUUGCUGGAUCUGAUGCGUGGCCGUAUUACCUUGGAAUCGACCGUAGGGACAGGCACGACAGUCACAUUCUGGAUACCUUUCAGCAAGCCUCACGGGCAGCAAGACUCGAGCCUGGCCCAGUCUGGUGCUAUCCCGGACCGUCUGCAGUCGGAAUUGAGCUUGUCAUGCAACAGCUCCGAGUAUGAACAGGUCGCGGGAGUGACCUCAGGAUCGGAUGGCGCGCCGGUUUCAUCGGAACCGCGCCGACGCCUCUCUGUACGGACACCGCCGGGUAUCGAACGAGAGCUUCCUCGGGCAGAGCGUGCAAAAAUGCAUGUGUUGGUGGUGGAGGACAAUCCCGUGAACCAGAAAAUUGCCAUCAAAACCAUCGGGAAGCUUGGGUUCCAGGUGACGGCCGCAUGGAACGGCAAAGAGGCCCUGAAGUACUUGACGGACGCCAGCAAGGGGCAAAAGACCAAACCCGACAUCAUCCUCAUGGAUGUACAGAUGCCCAUCAUUGACGGCUACAAAUGCACACACUUAUUGCGGCACCACCUACCAUACAAGACCAUAUUGCACGAUGUGCCCAUUGUGGCCAUGACAGCCUCCGCAAUUCACGGAGACCGAGAGAAAUGCAAGCGAGCUGGCAUGGACGACUACCUGGCCAAGCCUGUCACCAUGACGAUCCUUGAGAAGAUGCUAAUCAGAUGGGGCACGUCGAAGCGCCGCAUCCCGCAGCUUCAGGAUACCAUCGCCUCAGACUGCUCGGAGAUGAGCGAGCACUGCGACAAUGCCGACAUUCCGCACAUUGGGCUCGAAAACGAGAAUUUGUCGGUGACGGACCGCGAGAUGGACGAAGCGAACAACAGCCCCAUCACGCCCCGACCGCUCACGACCAACGGCCAGCACGAGCUCUCGCCGUUUGACUCGCCCAUGGCCGAGGAGCUCGCUCCCCAGAUCAGGCGCCAAGAGGGCGAGAAGGAGCUGUCGACGAUGCUCCAGGAGACCAAGAUGAUCGACGCGGCGGGCGGGCCGCUCAACAUGAGGAGCAGCUCGUUCCAGGAGGCCAGCCCCGGCGAGGCCCUGACGGAGGAGAACAUGAGCAGGCUCGUGAACGAGACGAGCACCAACAUGGCGCAAACGCCCACGUAGGGCUCAUGAGCAUCAGCAGCAUCGACAGCAGCAGCAUACGGCGGAAGCCUCACGAUGCGACGACAGCGGACCAUGAUGGGUUUCGCGUCCGGUGAUUCGCAACACACAAAUCUACACCUAUACCUCUUCUCGAGGGACGACAAUUGUUUUCCUCUUAUUUGCACAGGCACGUACAUGGGGUUCAUGGGCUGUGGUUUCACCAAAAGAACAAGGGUAGACGGGACAAGGGACUAUGGGAUACACUGGCGGCUACUCAAUAAUAUGCGGCGAUUUUUUCUCGGGCUCGUAAGCAGAAGGGGGCCAGCCGGCCACCACGGGGAAGGCAUUCUGGAGCGUUUUGGGCUUUUCUUGCAAGCGCCCGUGACGAGCGACGUACACGUUUCGUUAAGCGGUUAAGGCAACGAAUGAAUGAUACACUGAAGCCAUUAAUGAUUCUACCUCAGCACGCUGCGACCUAAAAGACCCGUUCUGACAGGUAGCUACAUGAUGAUAAACUAAUGCUCGCCUGGGAUGCGAUCACCUGCCG